AUGGAAAACUCUCAAAUGCACAGGUCUGUCUAUCUAUCUAUCUAUCUAUCUAUCUAUCUAUCUAUCUACUGUUAUUGCUCCCUUUUUAUCUAUCUAUCUAUCUAUCUAUCUAUCUAUCUAUCUAUCUAUCUAAGUCUGUUCAUAUCUGUCUAUCGCAAUCCGAUCCCUAUAUAUCUCUAUCUCUCUAUCUAUGCAUCUAUCUAUCAUUGUUUCUUUCUUUCUUUCGCAGUCGGGACAUCCUUAUCUAUCUAUCUAUCUAUAUAUCUAUCUAUCUAUCUAUCUAUCUAUCUAUCUAUCUAUCUAUUAUCUAUUUCAUUUUUGUUCGUUUUGUUCAGGACAUCCUUAUCUAUAUAUCUAUCUAUCUAUCUAUCUAUCAUUGUUUGUUCGUUUCUUUGUUUCUUUCGCAGUCUGUUCAUCCUUAUCUAUCUAUCUAUCUAUCUAUCUAUCUAUCUAUCUAUCUAUCUAUCUAUCCCAGAUAUAUAUCACAUAUCAUACCAUUUUAACCAUGUAAAUCUAUCUAUCUAUCUAUCUAUCUAUCUACUUUGUGUUAUCGGAAAAUGUGAGAAGUGCUGUUAUUUUUCGAUAUGUUAUUUUGAAUUACAUGUAACAUAUGGAUUCACUGCCAAUUGUUAUCUAUCUAUCUAUCUAUCUAUCUAUCUAUCUAUAAGAAUAUGCCAAUACAUUUCACUGCCAACUUCAAUUGUUAUCUAUCUAGACUCUUCAAAUUUCUUUCUAUCUAUUUAUCUAUCUAUCUAUCUAUCUAUCUAUCUAUCACAGUCAGAUUUUAUCUCUCUCUUUGCCUGUUAG
Messenger RNA from Acanthosepion pharaonis, 807 nucleotides. NCBI's taxonomy places the organism in Eukaryota, Metazoa, Mollusca, Cephalopoda, Sepiida, Sepiidae. The record is from the annotation of a GenBank genome assembly.